CUUCAGUGCUUCCAACAAUGCCGCCGCCGCCCGAUCGGUACCGUGCCGUGUAUGCCAUCUUGUUCUUGCAGGGCGUCGGUGCUUUGCUGCCAUGGAAUGUGUUCAUCACAGCAGCCAGCUACUUUGGCGAGCGCCUCAAGGAUACAUCGGUGCAUGCGUCGUUUCUCAAUUGGUUCAGCCUUACGUUCAACCUGACCACGCUCUUCGUUGUGUCCUUGAACGCGGCAUGGCUUCGCCCGCACUUGCCAUGUCCUCGAACUAAGGUCGUUGCUUCAUUGGUGGGGAUCGCUGUGGUCCUCCUUAUCACGGCAGUGCUCGUCCAGUGUUCAGCUGUUGUGGGCUCCCCAUUCUUCGCCAUCACCAUAUCGAGUAUCGUGGUGGCGUCCAUUUGCUCGGCGUAUUUGCAAGAAGGUCUGUUUGAAAUCACGGCGCUGCUCCCGGAAAUUUACACGCAAGCAGUCAUGACUGGCCAGAGCAUGGCGGGGUUUCUUGUCGCGCUAAGCGGCUUCGUCCUGACGUGGCUCCACCCCAUACUUCCGUCGACAGCUGUGUCAGCGUACUUUAUGUGGUCGGCUGUUCACGAAGGUGAAGCCGCCACCAGCGCGUUCAUCUACUUUUUGGUUGCCUUUGCCACCGUGCUCGCGGCAUGGGCGUCCAUGCUGAUCUUUUUUCGGCUUCCCUUCACCAAAUUCUUCCUCUCGACGUCCGAGAAGCGUCGCGGCAGACUCGCGAACCAAAACAACGAUCGUCUCGUGUCGCUGCUGGAGGACGAAGACAGCUCCACGUCGACUGACUCGGCGCCGUUUCUCGACCCGAUCGAUGACGAGAUGGACGACGUUGCCACCGUCAAGGCAUCGCUGCCUCGUUCGAAUCCAUGGAAAAUCUUGUGGCAAGUUCGGCACUUCGCCUUUACCGUGUUUGCCACAUUCUUCGUUACCCUGGCGCUGUUUCCAGUUGUGACGUCGUCGAUUGAGUCGACAAGCAUGAACCAGUCGCUUUUCGUCGCGCUCACGUUCGUUGUGUUCAACUUGGGCGAUGUCGUCGGCCGCGCGUGCACGGCCCUGUACGUGUUUCCGUUCCGGCGGCUCUUGGCCGUGGGCGCGGUCGGUCGCGUUGCUUUCUUCGUUCUUUUCUUCGUGUGCAACGUCCGUGACUCGCCGAUUACGAUCUUUCGCCAGGAUGGUGCUGCCGUCCUCGUGCUGUUUGCCUGUGCCUGGUCGAACGGGUACUUUUGCAGCGUCGCGAUGAUGCGGAGCACGCACGCCGUCCAUCGCGCGAACCGAGAACUGUGCAGCUCCAUCAUGUUCCUAUGUCUAUGUCUCGGCCUCACUGCCGGUUCCCUGGCGUCGUUCGGUCUGCGUGCUCUCUUAUGCCGCUGCAAUCCCUUUUAAUCGGUAGUUCACACUGCAAAUACAGUCGCGCAUUAAAAGCCCCAACUCGUCUACUCGUUGCACCAUGGCUGGGCACGGUCAUGCGGCGUGGCGG
Aphanomyces invadans is the source of this 1485-nucleotide messenger RNA. RefSeq lists its product as hypothetical. The transcript has 2 exons. The coding region runs from base 18 to 1391 and encodes 457 amino acids. The record is from RefSeq and is a predicted model, not a curated record. NCBI's taxonomy places the organism in Eukaryota, Oomycota, Saprolegniomycetes, Saprolegniales, Verrucalvaceae. Gene Ontology annotation, biological process: nucleoside transmembrane transport. Gene Ontology annotation, cellular component: plasma membrane. Gene Ontology annotation, molecular function: nucleoside transmembrane transporter activity.